UCGAUUAUUUCAAACACUGUCAGUCGAUUAAUUUGCUGAAAGGGGUUUGUUAGUUGAAGUUUCUCCGAGUUUUUGAUACAGUUUCAGAUAUUUUUAAUUGAUGGAAAGGUAGCAAACGGAUUCACUAUGGGUUUACUGUCGAUUCUGAAGAAACUUCGUCAAUCGCCAGAGAAAGAAUUACGUCUUCUCUUAUUGGGAUUGGACAAUGCGGGAAAAACAACGAUACUCAAAAUAAUGGCAUCAGAGGAUGUCACCCAAGUAACACCUACAGCUGGAUUCAACAUCAAAUCUGUAGUUUCAGACGGCUUCAAGUUGAAUGUUUGGGAUAUUGGUGGACAAAGAAAAAUAAGACCCUACUGGAAAAAUUAUUUCGAGAACACAGAUGUUUUAAUUUAUGUGGUCGAUUCUUCCGAUAAGAAAAGAUUGGAAGAGACCGGAAUCGAACUAUUUGAGCUCUUAGCAGAAAACAAAUUGGAGGAAGUUCCUUUGCUGGUAUACGCCAACAAGCAAGACCUACCGAAUUCAUUACCUUCAUCUGAAUUGGCGGAGGCGCUCGGCUUGCACUCCAUCAAAGACAGAGUCUGGCAAAUACAAGCUUGUACAGCGAUUACUGGUGAAGGAAUAAAAGAAGGAAUGGAAUGGGCCUGUAAAAGCGUGAAAAAAAAAUAAUGCAAGAUAUGUAAAUGUUGGGUUCAUACAAAUAUGACAUUUGCAUUUCCUGGACUCCUGUAGUUUUGAAGUUGCAAUACAAUGCAUAUAAUUAUUUAUUCGUUGGAAAAAUCUUCUCACAGUAAUUUAUGCAUCACAUGAAAUUUCAGCCAGAUUUGAUUUUUAUAGAUUUUUAUGUAUACUAGUAAAAAUUCAGAAGUUCA
This is a messenger RNA of Coccinella septempunctata (seven-spotted ladybird), 872 nucleotides long. Its product is annotated as ADP-ribosylation factor-like protein 3. NCBI's taxonomy places the organism in Eukaryota, Metazoa, Arthropoda, Insecta, Coleoptera, Coccinellidae. The record is from RefSeq and is a predicted model, not a curated record. Gene Ontology annotation, biological process: cilium assembly. Gene Ontology annotation, molecular function: GTPase activity; GTP binding. The transcript has 3 exons. Gene Ontology annotation, cellular component: cytoplasm; microtubule cytoskeleton. Bases 127 to 669 code for a protein of 180 amino acids.